Molecule: messenger RNA, 2273 nt
Organism: Cotesia glomerata
Lineage: Eukaryota; Metazoa; Arthropoda; Insecta; Hymenoptera; Braconidae
Exons: 4
Coding region: 16-1968 (650 amino acids)
Cellular component (GO): extracellular region
Molecular function (GO): chitin binding
Source: RefSeq, a predicted model, not a curated record
AAAUAAAAAUUAGUGAUGACUCACAAAUAUUUUUUAGCGUUUUUUUUGCUAGUGGGUAUCUUUGCGGGGACAAAGGUUAAGGCGCUAAAUGUCACCGCGGAUGACGAUGAUCUGGACGAGAUAAAUUUUGAGGAGUUCAAGAAUACCAUUAAGAGAUACAGAAGGCUGAUACCUUAUAUGAAUUAUUAUGUUGCUAAUAAUUAUGUUAAUCAGAAUGGACAGUUUGUCGAGCCGGUCCUCCGGAAACCAGCGAGGCAGCGAACUGAACCGACGAGGAAACCGAUACGUACUCCUGCUAAGGACCACCAAAUAAAAUUCAUCCCAUCAGUGCAGUUCAACCCAAAAGACAUCGGAGGUGACACAAAUUACUUCAUGCCAGUGCGUUACAACGCAAAGUUAAACUACGAGGACCCAAGCUACCAGGAAUACAAUCGACGACCUUAUGUAGAAAUCACGACCCCGAGCCCGAUCGCCGAGACGCGAUACUAUAAAGAACGCCCGCGCCCGUACAACCCCGUCUUACCGCAGUCAUCGCAACUAAAACAAACCCGGCGACCGGAUUCCUAUUUAUUUGAUUACGUAAGACCUAAACCAACCACAGUUAACUCUGAGUACUAUCCUGUGGACUACGAGCCCAUUCGGUACGUAAAAGUCGAGCCGACUUAUCAACUGGGUCCUGUACCUCAACACCACCAUCAGCAUCAGCAUCAACAUCAGCUUCAACACCAACAGAAGCACCAAUUAUCCCACGUACUUCCCACUAAAGUGCCGACAAAUAGACCUAUUUACAUAUCAAGAAACACUGGAGAAUUAAAUGAAGAAAAUUUAAUUAAAAGUUUACAAUUGACUAAUCAAUUGCCCGAGAUGUUAAAUAGAGACAAUAUUGACUCUAGUAUUAAAACGUUGGUCGAGAUACUGGCUUUGUUGCACGGGGCCAAGAAGGAGCUCAAUAUUGGCGACAAUCCGUCGGUUCAAAAACUUUCAAUUCAACCUUCGGUCCCUGUUCUAGUUCCUGUUCCUUCGCCAGCAGUGUAUGAAGAAUACAAGCCACAUAAACCUCAGUACUCGCGGCCGAAAGUCGUUACUGAAAUGCGGUACCAGGCAAAAUCUCAAGCUCCUAUUGCUGGUGAAUCCUUGCGGUUCACUGCAACUCCAGCUCCAGCUUCUGGUUCACCAGUGCAAAACAAUGGUAAACCCAAUAUUUUGUAUGAUCGCAAUAACGCGAAACCGCAACCGGCUGAAUACUCGGAUUACCCCAGCGCUGAAGUUCAGUUGAAGAAUAAAAAUAUUGUCGAGUAUUAUACACCGCUAAUUCAGGAUAUUGAUGAAAAUACCAAUCCGAGCUACGUGCAGAACAAGCUUAAGCACAAGGAGAAGGUUUACGAGAUUACUGAAGAACUUGAAGAUGUCAAUCAGGAAAUAAACUCACCAGUGACUCCGCCGAAAAAUUACCUUGAUGGGAUUGCAGUGGUGAUGAAUCCCAAGGCUGGGGUCACGACUGGAAAACCUGGGGUUGACUAUCCGACGUAUACGGAUAUACCUGUCACGGAUUUCAGUUGCAAGGAUCAGAGGUACAAGGGAUUCUUUGGAGAUCCUGCGACUAGAUGUCAAGUUUGGCAUUAUUGUGAUUUAAACGGUGGAAAAUCAUCAUUCUUAUGUCCAAACGGAACAAUCUUCAGUCAAAUAGCACUGACGUGUGACUGGUGGUUCAAUGUAAAGUGUGAAUCUACGACCCAGCUGUACGUCCUAAACGAACGUCUCUACAAAUUUAUUCUACCUAUAAUGCCGAAGUUCCCGGAGGAUUUUAGCGGUCCCGAAGUUGACCGUUAUCUCGAGCUUAAAUUCAAGGAAAUGGAGGCCAAGCUCAAGGCCAAAAAACUAAAAAAAGCUAUGGAGAAAAAAGAAAAAGAAAAACCUCAGACUCCUGAGCCAGAAUUAGAGCAAGAAUCAGCUCCAGAGCUAGAGUAAAUAAAAUGUAAAGUAGUUGGAUCUUGCGCGGUUGCCAUUUAAAUUAAUUUUUAUUUUUCUUCGAGUUGUCCUAAAAUUUCUAUUUAAACGGGUAUUUUUAUUUAUUGAGUAUUCGUUAAUAUCUCUAGUCAUACGAUUUAUUAAAAGCUGGAUCCACGACAGCGCUAUUCAGUACCUUUUACUUUUAAUUUAUAUUUUGUUAAACGGUGGCGGGUUUUUAUUUUUUUGACUGAGUGUAAUUAUCGUGUAUGAUAUUAAGUAUUUUCAUUUUUUUAAAUAAAAUUAUUUAUCCACAAAAGCUAAAC